AUGAAGCAAUAGACUUUCCAUGAGUCUUUAUACAAGGUUUUUCUUCAGCCGUCCUCUAAUUAAAAAUGAAAUUCCCUAUCCAACUUAUCCUUAUCCAAUCUAAUUGGAGACCCGAGUCAGUAGAGGGAUACUACAAUAGUUGUACACUGAAAGAACUAUGAUUUCUAAAUUUAUUGAUUCCUUUUUAGAAUAAACCUACUAAUAGCUUAGAAUUUAAGGAGCCUUCCAUUUCAUGAAUAACAGCCGAAGCUGAAAUCGGAGAAAACGGAACUUUGAUUUCUAUCUCAUAAACACAAUCCAUUGCUAUUGCUAUUGCUUGCUGCCAACACAUAAACAUAACAAAAUGUCGCUGCCAACAAGGUUAAGGUUUUCUGUCUCUCUUUCCAUUCCCAAUUUUUCCUCUUUUCUUCAAAACUCCUCACAUUCUCACUUUCACUCUCAGCCCCCAUCCAUUCAAAAUGUUGACGAUGCCGUUUCCCAAUUCAAUCGCAUGCUGUGUAUGCGUCAUACCCCACCCAUCAUCCAAUUUAACAAGAUUUUAGAUUCCUUUGCCAAGAUGAAGCACUAUUCCACUGCUGUUUCCCUUUCUCACCGAUUGGAACUCAAGGGAAUUCAGCCUGACCUUAUUACUUUGAACAUUCUCAUUAAUUGUUUCUGUCAUAUGGGUCAAAUCACUUUCGGCUUCUCUGUAUUGGCCAAGAUUCUCAAGAGGGGUUACCCGCCCGACACCGUAACCUUGAAUACACUGAUCAAAGGUCUCUGUCUUAAGGGACAAGUCAAGAAAGCACUGCACUUUCACGACAAGCUAUUAGCACAAGGAUUUCAACUCAACCAAGUUAGUUACGCGACUUUGAUCAAUGGAGUAUGUAAAAUAGGAGACACAAGAGCUGCCAUCAAGUUUCUGAGAAAGAUUGAUGGACGACUGACUAAACCUGAUGUGGUAAUGUACAACACAAUUAUUGACGCCAUGUGCAAAUAUCAACUUGUAAGUGAGGCUUAUGGUUUAUUUUCUGAAAUGGCUGUCAAGGGAAUUUCUGCUGAUGUUGUCACUUAUAAUACUCUAAUAUAUGGUUUCUGCAUUGUGGGUAAGUUGAAAGAAGCAAUUGGUUUGUUAAAUGAAAUGGUAUUGAAAACUAUCAACCCAAAUGUUUAUACCUAUAAUAUACUGGUUGAUGCAUUAUGUAAAGAAGGAAAGGUGAAAGAAGCAAAAAGUGUGUUAGCUGUGAUGCUCAAAGCAUGUGUGAAACCUGAUGUUAUUACGUAUAGUACUUUAAUGGAUGGAUACUUCUUAGUUUAUGAAGUGAAGAAGGCACAACAUGUAUUCAAUGCUAUGUCCCUAAUGGGAGUGACUCCUGACGUUCACACUUACACGAUCCUCAUUAACGGAUUUUGUAAGAAUAAAAUGGUGGACGAGGCAUUAAAUCUCUUUAAGGAAAUGCAUCAGAAAAAUAUGGUUCCCGGUAUAGUCACAUACAGUUCUCUUAUUGAUGGUUUAUGCAAAUCAGGGAGAAUAUCAUAUGUUUGGGAUCUUAUUGAUGAGAUGCGUGAUAGAGGUCAACCCGCAGAUGUAAUCACCUACAGUUCUUUAAUAGAUGGAUUAUGCAAAAAUGGUCAUCUUGACAGGGCAAUUGCAUUGUUCAACAAAAUGAAAGAUCAGGAAAUUCGACCGAAUAUAUUCACAUUCACUAUACUUCUUGAUGGACUAUGUAAAGGUGGAAGACUUAAGGAUGCACAAGAGGUUUUUCAAGAUCUUUUGACUAAAGGAUAUCAUCUCAAUGUCUACACAUACAAUGUUAUGAUCAAUGGGCAUUGUAAACAGGGCCUGCUCGAGGAAGCAUUGACCAUGCUGUCAAAAAUGGAAGACAAUGGUUGCAUCCCUAAUGCAUUUACUUUUGAAACUAUCAUCAUUGCUCUCUUUAAAAAAGAUGAGAAUGAUAAGGCAGAGAAACUUCUUCGACAAAUGAUUGCUAGAGGCUUGUUGUAAGACUAAAACUAUGUGAGAACUUUCUAGUUACACGUGAAAAAGAAGAUGGACAAUGCAAUGGGCUCAAUAUCACUUUAGUUUUGAUUAAAGGAGAUAUGUACUUAGCUUCAUUUUUUAUGUUAUAAAUAUAACAAUAGCCAAAUGAUUACUGUCUUGAUUUAACCAUCCUUUUCCUUUUCAAUGUAUUGUGGAUGCUUGCUUUAAUGAUUUACUCAGUCACUCCUCAUUGUUAGUGUUUCAGUUGUGAAACUAAUAUGAAACUGACAUGAUUAUUUGAAAUGCUUUAUCUCUUAUAGUUGACUUUGUUUACCUAAAAGCAUAGAAAGUAAAACUGAAUUUUAUUUUUUUCUGAUUGCUUCUUGUUCUCUUUUUAC
Glycine soja is the source of this 2358-nucleotide messenger RNA. Its product is annotated as putative pentatricopeptide repeat-containing protein At1g12700, mitochondrial. The record is from RefSeq and is a predicted model, not a curated record. Bases 344 to 1984 code for a protein of 546 amino acids. Gene Ontology annotation, molecular function: protein binding. NCBI's taxonomy places the organism in Eukaryota, Viridiplantae, Streptophyta, Magnoliopsida, Fabales, Fabaceae. The transcript has a single exon.